Messenger RNA from Podarcis lilfordi (Lilford's wall lizard), 5060 nucleotides. NCBI's taxonomy places the organism in Eukaryota, Metazoa, Chordata, Lepidosauria, Squamata, Lacertidae. The record is from the annotation of a GenBank genome assembly.
AUGAUGAAAGCUGAUCAUCAGUUGCGCCAUCAUCUUGCUACUGGGGAGCUGCAGAACCCCAGUUGCCAUAUCCUCAUUCCCACCAAACAAGGUAAAGUGUUGUUGUUUAUGUUUAAAGUGAAACCUGUAUUCUAGUUAAGGCUUUUUUCCUUUCUUAUUUGGAAGCUAAUAAUCACUCUUCCCCACAGAUUCACCCAAAUGAACCUAUUUUUGAGAUGAUGACUAUAAUGAUUGAAAUAAUUUAUAUACCACCUUCCAUUUCUAGAAGAAAUGCUGAGGCGAUAUUUUUGAGAUGAAUCUCAGAAAGACACUAAAGUUAUAUUUAAAAGGGAGCAGGGCCUGUAGUGUUACAAGUACAAGACCUGUCAAGUAUUUUCAUAUUCUUGAACCAUCAAUGUGGUUGGCAAAUUAUUUUUUGAGAGACUUUUUAAUGUGCAAAAGGAGAGCGUAACCUGAACGAUAAAUAAUGGCCCCUCCUAGCAGUAGUAAUGUUUUGUUUUGUUUUUUAGACAUUGACACGUGGCUAUUGUGCCAGACUGUGGCUUGGAUAUGCACUUCACACCCAUUGAAAACAAUGCAGUAUGGAUGCUGGCAUCCACACUGAGAUGCACAUCUCAUUUAUGCCUGUGCUUCCUGAUCUGGCAAGUGAUACCUGUACAGAAACUUUCUGCUGCAUGCAGAUCUCCAUCGCUCGAUCAGGCUGAACAACAGUGCUGAAUUGUGCAUCUUUAAACAGAUUUCAGCUAUGUUAGUUGGAUGACCUUUCAGCAAUGUUAGGGACUGUGCUGUUGUAAACAACUUUGUAACAAAGGCAACAUGUUCAUUUGGCCCCCAAAGUAAAGAGUAUAAAAGACAAGUGGGGCCUUCAACAAAAUGUUGCAGUGUGGAGAGUUCCUGUUCAGUGCCCUCCCCCCGGAUAUUCCAUUCCAUCCUCAGAAAGCAUUCUGUGGCCCCUGAGCACCUUCAGGCUUCAGCAGUUAUUUUGGGUGGUGGUUGUUUUCCUUAAAUAUCCUCUGUUCUUCUUGAGCUAUUCCCAAACCUGCAGCUCUCUCCCUCUUCUGUAUAUGUGGUGUUUUGUCUACAUAAACAAUGGCACUCGCACUGAAAAUAGGGAGAAUGAUGGUUUGAACAUAGGGCAACAGAAGGACCAAGUUCUAAUGCAUUCACACAUUCAUAAAUCCAGAUGAAUUAAACCAGGUUUAUGAAUGAGGAAAUGUUUACAGCUGUAGCUUUCAUAUCAUUCCUGAUUAGUCAUCAGAUUGCGAUGUAGAUUUCCUUCUAGACUUGUCUGAUUAAGAAUCUAAAGUUCAGAUUUACUAAAUGUUUGAAUGUGAAAUUAGCUAUAAACUACUGAGACUAGCCAAACUGUAGCAAACAUUGCUACUGUUUAUUGUUUCCGUAAGCAUAUAUUCUAUUUUAAAUUACCUUCAGUGUAGACAGAGCAGCAGCCUUCGUUACUGUAGUCUCCAAACCCUAGAUUUUUAUAUUUAAUACAGAAAUAUUUUCUUUAGUUUCCAGGGGGUAAUGGUGUUAGUCUACUGCAGCAAAAACAAAGAGACUAACGAUUUGCCUGUUUCUGCCUUUAGAUAAAAAUAGGGAUAAGAGUAAUGGUUAAAUGCAAAAGGUUCUUCCUCUGGUUGGUGACUUCCCAUGAGAUACUGUCAGAGUACAAUUAUAUAUGCUAGGGCUGGGCAAUAUAUCAAUAUAUUGUCCAAAACCCGUUUGAAGGCCAUAUGGUGAUAUCAGUUUCAUAAAUCACAAAUCAUGGUGUGUGUUCGGACUGGAUGAUAUAUCAUCCAAAACUGGUUUGAAGUCCAUUUCAUGGUAUCGGGUUCAUAAUUUUUGACCUGGCAAAAUAUCAUAAAUCAUAAUGUAUGUAUGUAUGUUGCUAUGCAAAAAUCACGAUAACUCUUGUCGGCUGAGCUCUUCCCUGCCUCCUGCAGGGAGCAGCAAAUCACAAGAGCAGUCGCUGGCAAAAAUCACAAUGCAGGAAAAACUGUGAAGCCAACCAACACCUCUACAUAGCUCCAUCCUUAUUUCAGACGUUGUGAUAUAUUGGUAUAUCACGAUGUUUAGCUGUGGCUAUAUCACGAUGUUGAAAACCAGAUUAUCGCCCAGCCCUAAUAUAUGCAUUCUACAUACUGUGCCACACUAAGAUUGAGUUGCUUCAUGCUGCUUACUUUUCAUUAAACAAACAAACAAAAACAACCCCAGUUCCUAGCUCUCAUGGUUUCAUGCACAGUGUUGUGAAUUUGGAAGCAAAGCCUUCCAAGCAGUAAAAGAACACAGAACCGGAUGCUAUGACUCAACUUUCCUUUGUAUCUGUUAAGUUCCCCCUCUGGUCAUUGUCUUGUCUGACCUUUGUAUCCUAUUCCCUUCUACACUUGUCCUCGUCAUUCUUUCACCCCAGUCAAAAAAUAUCUCAAUAUUUUCCAAUAAGCCAACAAUGUAUUUCACUCGGAGCCAGUUAUGGGUUGAUAAUUUGCAUAUUUACAGGUUUAUGCUGAUGAAAAUGAACAUUGUUUUUGUCAGUGCCAAUAGAUCAAGGGAACAGAAGCUGCGACUUGACUAUAAUUCCCAUCACCAAUGACCACUUCAGCUUUGGACACUGGGAGUCCAGCAGUAUCUCAAGGGGAAGAGGUUCUUUCAUCCAUGCAGGACACCCAGUCCAUAGCACAUUUGAGCAGGGCAUAAGGAGGACACAGGUAGAGUGUAUGUGCCCUUUAAACAACAGGUAAAUAAAUUCAGGAUACCUGCUGUCCUACAAGGCUGUCCCCUCCAAGAUUCCUGAAAGAAGGAAAGCACAAAAAACUUUAAUAGAGAAAGGGCAUGACCCUUUUAUUAUGUACUCCUCAGUAGAAGAUAGCCGUCUACACUCCAUAGGUCUCAGAAAUGGUGUCUGUACUCUCACCCUCUGCCUCAAGGCAGGCCGUGGGCUUUGUAUGGCACUGUAGAUCAGAACUUGUACAGUUCAACUGAAACUCCAGGGAAAAAAGUGACAGCUGUAGUAGUCAGGGCAGGGCAGCCUCUUAUGAGUAGAUGAUCGGCUGCCCUAUUCCCUCCUCUACUCAGUGGAACAUGGAGCUCUCCAAAGCGAAUGUUCAUAUUACGUAGCUCAUACCAUCAUCAUCUGCAAUGAAUGCUUCCAGCUACUUUCAUAUGAACAUGAACGCAAGGUUUGUUUAUAUACAAUACACUAGUGUAGGACCGCAGCUUGCUACCUGCAUGAAUGGAUAUUUGAAAAUAAAGGGUAGCGAGGAGGGGAUUUAUCUUAGGUGAUUGUCACUGCCGUUCCCAAACUGGUACCCUCCAGGACUGACAGCCUUGCAGCUACUGAAGUCAAAUGUAGCUGAUUGGCACUGCAGUCUAAACCAGAAGACACCAGGCUGGAGAAGUCGGGUUUGAAAAGUUGCAUCAAUGAUGUUUUCACCUAGUACUGUGUCUUCAUGUCUGCAUCUUCACUUGUACCUGGUUUAACUCCUGUGCUGCUGUGUUUCUGUUCUGAAGAGAUUACUCCUCCUUUCCCCUCUGAGCCACCGCCUCUUUUCAGCAGGAGAUAUCUGAAUGACUUUCACAGGAAGGAACCGAUUCCGACACAGAGCGACUGGGUUUUUUUAGAAUGGACCAAAAAAAAAAGCAAUGUUCAGUUAAUGAGAAAUGUAUCCUUAUUUAAAUUUUAUGUGAAAACCAGAUGUCUAUUACUGACCAGUUUGUGGGUUUUUGUUCACAGGCAGCUGUUUUAUAUAUAUACUAGAAAUAUAUAUAUAUGCUUUUUAAUGCAUCACAAACAGGCAGCUGAGCUCCUACACCCAGGCUUCUAUGCUUUGUAGUUCAAUAUUGUAACUUAAUGUGGAACUAAAUAAUAAUAAUAAUAAUGAAGGCACAGGAAAUCAAUACUAUUUGUUUUUGUUAUUUCUGGGUAAUUUGCAUGUGCUCAAAUUCAAACAGACAAAAAGCACAAAGAUUAACAACUUGGUAGCUUAGUUUGACUGACCACCUACAGUAUCUGUGAAGGUCAGAUUUCCCUCACAGAGCCUUCUCUAGCCUGGAUUAUGUUGGACUUCAGUCAGCCCCAGUCCUUAUGGCCAAUUGCCAAGGAUAAUGAUAUUGUAGUCUAAAACAUCUAGAGGUCACCAGCUUGGGGGAAGCUGCCCUAACACUUCCACAUAAAAGCUUGUGAUGGGAGGGAGAGAAACACAUUUGCCUGAAACUUUGAAAAGCUGCUGUCAUUCAGAACAGCCCAUCCCGUGCUAGAUGAUUAUAUGUAUGGCUGUUGUUCUCGUAAAGCGUUAUAGAUGCCUUAGACCAGGCUUCCUCAACCUCGGCCCUCCAGAUGUUUUUGAGACUACAAUUCCCAUUAUCCCUGACCACUGGUCCUGCUAGCUAGGGAUCAUGGGAGUUGUAGGCCAAAAACAUCUGGAGGGCAGAGUUUGAGGAAGCCUGCCUUAGACCAUAUUGACACCAUACAUUUAAAGCGCUGCUACCACUUUAAAGAGUCACAGCUUCCCCCAAAGAAUUAUGGGAGCUUCAGUUUGCCAAGGGUGCUGAGAGUGUUGGGAGGCCCAUCUUCCCCAUAAAAUUCCCAGAGUUCCUUUGGAGAGGGAUUGUGGCACUACAGCUUCCAGAACUCUUUGGGGGAAGCGGUGAAUGUUUCAAGUGAUAUUGUGCUUUACAUGUAUGGUGUGAAUGUGGCCUAACUGCAGGAGGGGCAGGUGCACACAUGCUGCCCUCCAACACUAGAGUUUCUGCUUGAGCAGGGAGGUCUGCAAAGGGAUUGUGGGAACCCUACACAAAUGGGGCUCCCAAUCACAAGGAGGCUUGUGAGUGCCUUUAGUGGAGUGUAUUUACAAUCCCAAUUAGAUCUUCCACCAAACAGGAGGUGGUCAGCCACGGAACAGCCCCACACCUCCUACAUGCUUAGACAUCAGUGCCUGAAGGACUUUAGAUGCGAAGUGAGUCCUUACAUCUUUCCUAAGGUGCCAUUUGGGCAGAGUAUAUGGCCCAUGUUGAUCAGUCUUUCCACCUGUCUUGAACAGAACAAUCAGACACCUGAAGACUAG